UUGUAUUCGUAUCCUUUUACUUUCGGGUGCAGAGUUUGUUGAGCGAAAGAGCCAUUUUCUGAUUCUACCAAAUCUAGGGUUAGGGAUUCAAUUUACCAACUUCCUCUCUCUCUCUCUCUCUUCCUAUUCUUUUCCUUCCUCCGACAAAUUUUCCCUCUCUCUCUUUCUCUCUCUUGCAGAUUACGAUAAUCACUUUUCCUCGAUCUACCCUUUUCCGAAAGAAACAUGGUUUUAUUUUCCCGGGAAAAUUCUCCUCCCAGUUUUCUCGGCCAACCUUCUGUCCUAUAUAUCAUUCCUUCUUCGAUUUGUUGUAGAAUUCCAAUUUCCUAGGUUUUCUCGAUCGAUCUAUUGAUCCGCCAAUUUCAAUUUGGGGUAAUUAGAUUUUAAUUUUUGUUUUCCCGUUUGUUCUGUAAAUAUUUUCUUGUGAUUGUUUUGGUGGUUGUAAAUUGUGAUAGCUUCGUGGAUAGUAUACGCGAGGGGUUGUAGGUUGUAAAAAAAAGUGUGGUUCAUACGAUAGGUAAUUUGUUGAUUAGGGUUUUUGUAAAUAUCUGGAUAUUAUUACUGUAAUUGUUUUGCGAUUUGAAAGUUAGUUAUGCAUAUAGAGGAAUUGAAGGGAGGUGAGGUGGUAGAAGGUGGGGAGGAAGGAGGAUCGAGGUUUGUGGGUUAUGAUGCGAAAAGGGUGCUGGUUGGAGCAGGCGCUCGUGCGCUUUUCUAUCCAACCCUGUUUUACAAUGUCGUUAGGAAUAAGAUUCAGGCCGAGUUUCGAUGGUGGGAUAAGGUUGAUGAGUUCAUAUUGUUAGGUGCUGUUCCAUUUCCUAUUGAUGUUCCCCGCUUAAAGGAGCUUGGUGUCCGUGGGGUCAUCACAUUGAAUGAAUCAUAUGAGACUUUGGUUCCAACGACAUUAUAUUAUGCUCAUGGAAUUGAUCAUCUGGUGAUUCCUACUAGAGAUUACUGUUUUGCUCCUUCAUUGAAUGACAUUUUCCGUGCUGUGGAUUUCAUACAUGAAAAUGCAUUGUCUGGACGAACUACAUAUGUCCAUUGCAAAGCUGGACGUGGUCGUAGCACGACUAUUGUUAUUUGUUAUCUGGUGCACCACAAAAUGAUGACACCUGAUGCUGCAUAUUCUUAUGUGAAAUCAAUUCGACCAAGGGUGCUUCUAGCUUCCUCUCAGUGGCAAGCUGUCCAAGAAUACUACUACCAUCUUAUGGUGAGGAGGACCGUUGGAUGUGCUCCUACAGCCAAUCUAUUUGUAAAAACUUCUCAGGUGGCAGCAGGUUCACGAGAUCUUGUGAUGUUUGAUGACAAUUCUGUAGUCAUGGUAACAGAGUCAGAUCUAGAAGGUUACAACCCAAGUAGUCAAUCAGGAGCCAUGGCAAGUGAAAUAUGGGCAGAUUUAAGUGUUGUAUACCGUGUACGAGUUGCUGGACAGGCAGCACUGGCGAGAAUAUCAUGCCUUUGGCUGCGAUAUGGUACUACCGACCAGAAGAUUUCUACGGAGAAACUGAGCAGCAGGGAAAGCAGUUGCUCAAUCAGGGCUAAUCACUUGGGAGAAAUUAGUGUUGAUAUCCACGUGUACUGAAAAAGCACGUUAAGUUGCCUACAAGUCGUGUUUUUCAUUUUCUGCCCAAUAAUCGUACAUAUUUGGCGUGCCUGAAUCUAUAACUCGUUUUCCUCUGUAUAUUCUGCUGUUUUCUCAUUUGAGUUCAAAUGAUGAGUGUUGUUCGGGUCAGUCCAUCAAUGUGUCUCAUUUAUGUUAAUAUUGAUCUAAUGAUUAUGACAGGGCAAUAGUUUCAAAUGUGGAGAAAGUCUCAUCGUUGCAAACUUAUCUUGCGAUGGAUGCAGUCCUACACACUGCUGAUUCGAGAAGAAAAGAGUGGGGGUUGGAAUGUUCUGAGCCAAUGAAAUUUUUACAUGUGUGGGAAUCUCUAACUUAGUUUAAUGACUACCAUUGCCCAAUCCUAAGAUAAGAUAGUAUAUGUAUAAUUAGCCCCCUCUAAAAGAAAUCCUGCCCCGUACGUUUUAAUUAAAAAUUGACAUUGUAUAACUUUCCUCAGUUUAAGCAUGGAAUUUUGCACAUGGUGACAUGCAACCAUCAAUGUAUAGGUUAAUAAAAAAAAUUCUUCCCCCCAGGC
This is a messenger RNA of Glycine soja, 2132 nucleotides long. RefSeq names its product putative dual specificity protein phosphatase DSP8. Bases 593 to 1579 code for a protein of 328 amino acids. The record is from RefSeq and is a predicted model, not a curated record. Lineage: Eukaryota; Viridiplantae; Streptophyta; Magnoliopsida; Fabales; Fabaceae. Gene Ontology annotation, biological process: protein dephosphorylation. Gene Ontology annotation, molecular function: phosphatidylinositol-4,5-bisphosphate 5-phosphatase activity; protein tyrosine/serine/threonine phosphatase activity. The transcript has 6 exons.